This is a messenger RNA of Oldenlandia corymbosa var. corymbosa, 3690 nucleotides long. The record is from the annotation of a GenBank genome assembly. NCBI's taxonomy places the organism in Eukaryota, Viridiplantae, Streptophyta, Magnoliopsida, Gentianales, Rubiaceae.
AAUUAUUAAUUUAUAGAUGCUCUACAGUAUAUUAUAAUAAGAAUAGGAGGAGGUGUGUAAUACUAUAUUUAAAUAUUUAAAUGUCAAAUCGCUGUUGCUCACGUAUAUAAACUACUCUAUCCGGUCCUUAUUUUGCCGGUCUGCCCCAAACUCGGAGAAACCAUCGAUACCCAUCCCAUUAUCUUCCCAAUCUCAUUAACGCCGUUGCUCCCAGUCCCCCCACCAAGGAUGCCGGCAGAGAACACCUCUCAGUUAAUCUCACCACCGCUUAUCUUUUUUACUUUAUCAAUCGGAAACACCCAUUUGUUUUGUAAGUGUUUUAAACUCAAUCAAAGUUGGUCCAUGCCAUGUUGUUCUCAAAGAUGCAGUGACAAACCUCAAUUUUACUCAAACCUGAACCAAGAGCCAAAAAUUCUCCAUAGUUUUGACUCCAUCUGAAUUUAUCAGUAUGACAAAUAGCAACUCUUUGAUCACUGAUUAAUCUUCACUUUGGAUUUGGGGUCAAGUAUAUGCGCUUCGUAUACCCAAAUCUUCCGGACCGAAACACAGUAGUAAUACAUCCGAUGGCAAGACAACGACUUUGUGAUCCGCCCUAGUAACUUCUCCGAUCAUGAUGUUUCCUCCUUAUCCGUGAGCAUUCUCGGUACUUCGAACGGCGAUAUUUCUUGCCAGCAUCGACGUCGCGAAAUCAAUACCUUUUUCGCUGCCGGCACACCGUUUCAUCUCUCCGGGGCUCGGCUCUCUGUCGGCAUCGAUGGUGGGAGCAUCGGCGGCCUUAAUGGGGUGGAGAACAUCGUGGGAUGAAUAGUGAUCGGUUUUUCCGAUUUUGGGGCAGACCGGCAAAAAUCAAGGGAAAUUAAAACUAAAAGAAAUCUGUAAUUAAAAGUAUAAAACACAUGUCACCUUAUAAUUUGUUUGCUGCACAUUGCAUGGAAUAUUUUCUCAUAUUUUUAAGUUUUAAAAACAUCAAUGAAAGCUAGGACAUCAAAAUGAGGGAGUAUACUACAUAGAAUAACUGGACAACAAUGUGAUUAGAUGCAAGUCGAAAGUGACAUAAACAACGGACGAAAAAGUCGAAAACUAAACACGAUUGAUUGAAGUUCCGUGCUAAUCUUUUCUUCUUGGACCUUGUCAAAGAUGUAAUAAUGUAAUGAUUGCUUUAAAAAUUCAUCAAUUUGCUGCACGAGUUAAAAAUUAGAGAGCUAAUCUAAAUCAUGGCUUCAUAAAAAAUUAAGAAUGAUGAAUAAUUGGAACAGAAGAACACUAAAGAAGUAGAAAGCGGCUAAUUACAGCAUUUUGUAGAUCCUGACGAAAGAUUGUUUGGACUGGUUCCAAAAUAAAAAAAAAAAAUCCAAUCUUUCCCCCAUUUGAAAUGAAGUGGGUUUCUUUCAGAUUCUUCAAUUCUGUUCGCGAACAAAUAGAAUACACACACACUAUACAUUGAUUGACAUCUGCCUCUUUGGUUUGGGUUUUGGCAUCAAUCUUUGUCAGCAAGUAUGCCCCUUGUCCCCAGUUUCUUGGUAUUAGUCUCUUUUAUUCCACAACCAAUCAUAAAAAUUUGAAUCCUAACCUGCUUUUGAAAGCUAACCCAAAUCCCAACUCAAAAAUAUCUAUUUCAUCAAUACUGUAAACUGGGAUAGCCCUUUUGGCCCCAACCACCAGGAUAUUCUCCCAUGGCGGAAGAUGACGGCCGCGAGGUUGAAAGUAAUGAUGGGCAUCUUGAUCAGAUGUACACGUUGGACGAGGCGCUUACAGUUGUGGGUUUUGGGAGAUUCCAAGUUAUGGUGCUUCUUUAUGCUGGAUUUGGGUCUAUGGCGGAGGCUAUGGAGAUUAUGAUUCUGUCUUUUGUUGGGCCUGCAGUUAAGUCCGAGUGGGGGCUUUCUUCUGCUCAAGAGAGCUUGAUAACUACUGUUGUCUUCGCUGGCAUGCUCAUUGGUGCUUAUUCCUGGGGGGUUAUUUCAGAUACCUACGGAAGGAGGAAAGGUCUACUGAGUGUACCUUUCGUGACCUCGAUAUUUGGUUUCCUCAGUACUUUCUCCCCCAAUUAUGUAAUGCUGAUUAUUUUCAGAAUGUUGGUUGGUGCUGGCCUGGGGGGUGGGCCUGUAUAUACUUCCUGGUUCCUAGAGUUUGUACCACCACAGAAAAGGGGAAUUUGGAUGGUUAUAUUCUCCACAUUCUGGUCCAUUGGGACAAUACUCGAGGCUUCGUUGGCAUGGAUAGUUAUGCCAAGACUCAGUUGGAGGUGGUUACUUGCUUUGUCAUCGGUACCAUCUUUUGGAGCCCUCAUCUUUUAUGGUUUUGCUAUAGAAUCUCCUAGAUAUUUAUAUAUGAAAGGGAAAAUGAGUGAUGUGCAUGAUAUGCUAAGACAAAUGUCCGCAGUAAACGGAAAAAAAUUGCCUGCUGGACUACUUGUUUCUGAUGAGACACCAGACCCCGAUGAAGAAUAUGCUCCUGUGGAACAAACCCGGUUGCUUUCUUCAGAGGCCAAAGGAGACUUACUUUCUAAAACUGGCUUGUCUUCUGUUAUUAUGUUAUUCUCAACAAGAUUAGUGAAAACUACGAUUCUAAUAUGGAUUGUCUAUUUUGGCAAUGCCUUUGCAUAUUAUGGCAUAAUUCUGCUGACCUCAGAGAUAAGCAGCGGACGGAGUCAAUGUACCUCAAAUACUCCAAAUUCUGGUAUAUCCAAAACUGAUGAUACUAGCCUUUACAGAGAUGUAUUUGUCACUAGCUUUGCAGAGCUUCCUGGACUUGUUCUAUCUGCAGCGAUUGUAGAUUACAUUGGUCGAAAAAGAUCCUUGGUGCUUAUGUAUGGCUUGUGUUUCUUAUUCCUUUUACCGCUGUUGACCCAUCAGAAUGAGUUUGUGACAACUGCCUUAUUAUUUGGAGCUCGAAUGUUCAUCAUUGGGACAUUUUGUGUAGCUGGUAUAUAUUGUCCAGAGGUAAAACACUGAACUCAGUUGUUGAUUGUUCUUUGUAACUGUUGCCCCUUUUUCUCUGAUAUCUGCUGUGACAGAUGUUCGCUCACUUAUUCAGGAAAACAGUAUAAUAAUCUAUAAUAUCUAAGCCUAAUGCGUCCUGCAUGGUACUUCAAAAUGCUCAAAAUCAAAAGUAGAAACUUUGUGUUAAAAUAAGUCAAACCACCACACGGCACCUAACCGGAUCCUGUUCACUGUGUCAUCUGAAUGCCUUGAUUUGACUUUUGUUCGUUUCUGGGAAGUUGCCAUUGACAUCAUAUGUUGUUAUGAGCGAAAAGGGACAUUGUUAGUGUUUGUGAUUUCGAGCGCUUUCUUGCAGAUAUAUCCAACUGCUGUGAGGUCAACUGGGAGUGGAGUUGCGAGUGCCAUUGGAAGAAUCGGAGGGAUGAUCAGCCCUAUUGUUGCUGUACAAUUGGUUUCGGGUUGUAACGUGACGCCGGCUAUUCUGUUCUUCGAGCUUGUAAUUUUUCUGGCAGGAAUUAGCUCUAUGCUUUUUCCCUUCGAGACAAGGGGACGUAAACUAAUUGAUACGGUUGAUUAGUGUGUAGUUUGCCUCAAGAUGUUAUUCACUGCUUAAACUUAAUAGAAUUUUGGUAUAAAAAUGCCACACAUUUGUUGCUAUAUUCGCUUACAAAAAGAUAAUCCACUUUGUUGAACUGAAACAAAGGUCCGCUCUUACGCAAAGAUCAAAGAAUACUGAAUAUAUGAAGCAUGA